Penicillium cataractarum is the source of this 4599-nucleotide messenger RNA. It is a transcript of the gene gliP, whose product is annotated as nonribosomal peptide synthetase gliP. The coding region runs from base 1 to 4599 and encodes 1532 amino acids. The transcript has 2 exons. The record is from RefSeq and is a predicted model, not a curated record. NCBI's taxonomy places the organism in Eukaryota, Fungi, Ascomycota, Eurotiomycetes, Eurotiales, Aspergillaceae. Gene Ontology annotation, biological process: amino acid activation for nonribosomal peptide biosynthetic process; secondary metabolite biosynthetic process. Gene Ontology annotation, cellular component: cytoplasm. Gene Ontology annotation, molecular function: catalytic activity; phosphopantetheine binding.
AUGGGUGAUAAUGGUAUUUUGUCCGACGCUGUGGAGCCUAAACCAUCGGAAUCUGUUCCAUGUCGCUUUUUGAUGUUGGAAUUGAUUUCUGGCGUCCUAAACCUUCAUGAAACGGCCAUCAACACGGACUUGACGUUUACGGCACUGGGUGGUAAUUCUCUCCUUGCUGUCCAACUUGCACAGAUGUGUGACGAUGCUGGGGUCAACUUAUCUGUCGAAUCAAUACUCUCAAGUGAUAGUACUGAGGAUCUCAUCACCCAAGCCCAGUAUAUAUCACCAUCAUGGUCGAGCUUAGAAACUGAGGAUAUCUCCCCAUCCAGCUCGUUUGUUCAAGAAAUGCCGCCAACCGAAUUCUUGCACGAAUUUGAUGAGACACGGACGGUUUUGACGGAGAUCCAGCAAGUCUUAAUUCACGGUACUCAGCGGCACCAUUCCCGCAACAUCAUCAAGUACUUUCAGACUCAUCCAACGGAACAUGUCCCGGUUUUGCGGCACGCAUGGCAGACGGUGGUCUCUAUGGAGCCAAUCUUUCGCACCAAGAUCGACGUUCAGGACGGGCCUCAUAUGGUUGAAAAAGCCGAGGCUAGGUUUUUAUGGACAGAAUCAACGUUCGACUCACAAAAAGCCUACGACAGGGCCAUUCAGGACAGUACAACCGCCCCUCAGAGGGAACCUGUGGCCGAUUUGGAGGAUGUCUUGGUGCCUCGGUUCGAAGUGAUUAACCUAGAUCAAGGGGCUGGUCACGAACGGGUCAGCACUGUUGUCUGGAGUAUCCAUCAUGCCUUGAUUGAUGGGUACUCCGCUAGCCUAAUUCUGGAAAAGGUUCGCCGAGUCGCAAACGGCCUCAGCGUUCAGCCAGGUCCAUCUUUCACUGCACUGGCUGGGCGCCUUCAGCGCCUGCAAAUCAACUGUCGAGAAGUCGGAGAGGCAUUCUGGCGAGAGCAGUCUGCUAGAUACGGUCAUGCCAGUGGCACCCUUCAACUUGUCGCUCCUUCAAACACCGAGGAAGGCAUGGAAUCUUUCUCAUUCACGAUGCCUACGGAGGUGCCGUCAUUCGCUCAAUCAAUCGGAGUCACCACGGCUACUGUGAGUUAUGUUGCCUGGGCCAUGGCCCUGAGCCUAUUCACUGACUCUGACACCGUUGUGUUCGGUGUCGUUAUGUCGGGACGAAACUUGCCCUUGGCUGAUGUGGCGACCACCAUCGGCCCUCUGGUCAAUACCCUCCCUCUACACAUUGAGCUCAACACAAGCCAGACUGCAAAAGAGCUUCUACAGACUAUCUUCAAACAAUUGGUGAAGCUUUCAUCCUUCCAAUGGACUCUUCCUGAGCAUGGAUACAACCGCAACUUUGCGUCGGCAGUCAGCAUGCAGCUGGCCUUCCCAACCACACCGAAUACAGACGUAACGCAGCCUCUGCAUCUCCCGCAUUCCUAUUCCGAAACCGACUUUCCCCUUAGCAUCUUUGUGGAAGCGAAUGGGACGCUGCGGGUACAGUACGAUAAAAGCAUGUAUCACGGUCGUGAGAUAGAACUCGUCGCUCGACAUUACGAGCAUGCUUUCACUCUCCUGGUAAACCCUACCGCAACUGUCGCACAGUGUCUGAGGGAUUUGCUUACGCGCGACACACUCAAUUCACUCUUGGCUUUGGGAAACUGCACAUCUCCGAGGACCUCCUUCGGCAAUAUCACUGAGACAUUAGUGACCUUGUUUCUGAACUCAGCUGCCGAGUACGAGGACAACAUCGCAGUCAGGAAAGCAGACCUAUCUCUCACCUAUGCGCAACUCCUGAAGGCCGCAUCUCGUGUCGCGGACCGACUAGCGCCCCUAAUCAAGGAAGGAGACGUUGUUUGCCUGCAUGCAGAUCAAUCCAUCCAAUGGAUCAUUGGAAUCUACGGAAUUCUCCUCGCCGGAGGUGUCUAUUGUGCUCUGGACAGUAGAUUACCUCAAAAUCUGCGGAAAGUCUAUGCCGAAACGGCAAAAGCAGCCAUCUUCCUCGUUCCGUUAUCCAGUCAGUCGAGCCUUGUACCGACGUCGUCUUCGGUGGUUUUGUCAGUCGAGGAGUGCGUGGACUGCGAUGUCGCAAAUGACAACUUCCUUUCCACCUUUCCAUCUACCAAUCUUCAAAGGAAUGCCUAUGUGUGCUUUACCUCGGGGUCGACUGGGCAACCCAAGGGCGUCAUGUGCACUCAUGCCGGACUUGUCGCAUUUCAACGAGACUAUACUGUGCGCUUGAUGGCCCGUCCGGGAUGGAGAGUAGCUCAAACCAUGUCUCCAGCCUUUGACGGCAGCAUUCACGAAAUCUUCUCGGCUCUCAGCUACGGAUCGACUUUGGUGCUGCCCCGGUCUGCAGAUCCAUUCGCCCAUCUCGCUGAAUCGGAUGCUUGCAUUCUGACCCCAUCUGUGGCCAAGGUGCUCAGCCCCGCGCGAUUCCCCUCCCUUAAAACCGUAUACCUUGUCGGGGAAGCCGUGCCCCAAGAGGUCAAUGACCGCUGGACUCAAACCACGGUGGUUUACAACAUGUACGGCCCGACAGAGGGCACUGGGGGCGCCACGAUCAAGAGGCUCCUGCCCAAUCAGCCCGUCACUAUCGGACGGCCCAAUCCUUCCACUCGCAUUUACAUCUUGAGCCAAAAGCAGUCGCUUGUUCCCCCCGGCACUCUUGGGGAGAUUUGGCUCGCAGGAGUCCAAGUUGCACGGGGCUACAUCGGCCUCCCUGAACAGACUGAAGAACGAUUCCGGCCAGACAUCAUCUGUCCAGAUCGUGUGGAGAUGAUGUACAAAACGGGUGACUACGGUUACUGGGAUGUAGUAAGUGGCGAAGUGGUAUGUCUUGGUCGAAAAGAUCGACAGAUCAAAUUACGAGGAUUUCGACUGGAUUUGAAUGAUCUCGAGAUCCGCAUGCUUGGCCUUCAUCCUUCUGUGACCGCAGUGGCGAUUACUCGCAAGGAUGACUCGCUCAUAGCCAUGGUGACCCCUGCCUCAGUCGACAUCAGUUUGCUCGCAGAUCUGGCACGCCAAGCCCUGCCCAUCCACGCACUUCCUCGACAGAUCAUCCCAGUGGAUCAGUUCCCAAUGACCCCUGCGGGUAAGCUCAAUUACAGGGCUAUUGCGGAUCUUGCCCCAGCCAAAUGCGUUCCAGUCAUUUCUGCUUCGAAUGUGCUCUCGGCCACCGAGAGACGUCUAGCACGAACCUGGCAAUUGGUCCUUGGGCUCGAUAGCAACCACACUAUUACGCCGCUAUCCCGGUUCUUUGAUCUUGGUGGCCACUCGGUGCAACAGCUGCACCUUGCCUCAAGACUUAACGAAGAGUUUCACUGUCGCAUCCCGGUAGAAGACCACGAGGUGGCGCCCAUUGAAUUGGAAUGGUGGCGCAAAUACCAGUUGGGGGAGGCCACAUCGGCCUUCAAUGUCUGCUUCGCAGGCCGUUUCGAUCCAGAACGGCUAGAUCGUCGCCGAUUGACCGCGUCGUGGAACACGGUAUUAGGACGGCAUCUCAUAUUACGUUCUAGAUAUUUGCCUGAUCGUAAAGCUGGAGUGCGACGAUCGUUCGCCACCAGCCCUCCACAGGUACAUCGCGUCACUCACCUCGACCUGUGGAAGGAAGUCAAUCGGCCUUUUGUGCUCGGUCAUCAGGAUCCUAUCCGUGUACUUCUCUCGCAUGAUACCUUGCUGGUGGUGGUUAGCCACAUCAUCUGCGACCUCAACACUCUCGAGUUGCUUCAGGAGCAAGUCGUCGGCCUGUACCGAGGAGACCUCAUAGUGCCGCCAGCGUCGAAUUCAAGUUACAUGCAGGUCAUGAUGCAUAACUCCAUCUCCGCCAGCUGUGAUCUGGAUUUCUGGCUGCAAUACCUAGCCCAGGCGCCGCUUCCGGGGCAAGAUUCCUUUGCUGUGGCUACAGAACGCCUCAACUACCGGGGCUCCUCGGUCCUCUACCACGUCCCCGACGCAGUUGGACACAGUCUACUUCAGGUGGGACGGGAGUCAUGCCUCAGCCUGCACCAGCUUGCCUUGGCUGCGGUGGCACUAACCAUGCACGCGGCCAAGCCGGAGACACUCGACAUCGUCCUCGGAGGGCCGCACCUUAACCGAAAGACGCAGGAUGCACGCAAGUCAAUCGGCUUAUUCCUCGAGCCUCUCCCCAUCCGGAUCCGCGAGUGCACCUCCCCUCCCCUCCUCCAUACGCGAGACUUUCUACGCUCAGUGCGGUGCGCUAGUCAAGAGGCACUGGGCCAUGCAGUGCCCUGGAAUCAAUUGUUGCGGCACCUGACCGUCGUCCCAGAUUAUCCCAACCAUCCUCUUUUCGACAUCAUGGUCACCUUCCAUGACCACCGGACGAAGCAUCCCUUUGCGCUGCCUGGUUUCGAGCGCGACCAAAUUGGCGUUUGGUCCCAGGGAUCUAAGUUUAAGCUGUUAUUCGAGUUCACGAUCGGGGCAGAUGACCGAAUCCAACUCCGGGUGGAGCAUGAUGUCGAUUGCUAUCCAGACCCGGUAAUCCAGAGAAUGUUUUGCGUCCUCCAACAGAGUCUCGAGUUGCUGGGGACAGAAACAUCCUACCCUGAAUUGCGGGCAAAGCUAGCCAAGGAGGAGGGAAGGAGAUAA